This is a messenger RNA of Lachancea thermotolerans CBS 6340, 3735 nucleotides long. It is a transcript of the gene ROM2, whose product is annotated as Rho family guanine nucleotide exchange factor ROM2. The transcript has a single exon. Bases 1 to 3735 code for a protein of 1244 amino acids. NCBI's taxonomy places the organism in Eukaryota, Fungi, Ascomycota, Saccharomycetes, Saccharomycetales, Saccharomycetaceae. The record is from RefSeq and is a predicted model, not a curated record. Gene Ontology annotation, molecular function: guanyl-nucleotide exchange factor activity. Gene Ontology annotation, biological process: intracellular signal transduction.
AUGACAGAAGACUUGAAGGGCCUGGAUGGUAGAAGACGUCUGUUCACAGAGAUUUUCGGCGUGGACAGGCCCAUUUCAAGAUUGGAAGUGCAGGGGUCAAGCGAUCACGUGCCGGACCGCAUUGAACAAAUCCAGUCACUGCAUGAUGCGAUACUCACGGACAUAGAAGAGGAUGUGCUCCCGCCUGAGGCAGAGCACUACAUCUUAUCCCAAAAUACUGAGGUGCGUAGUGUAUCAGACACGCAGAGCUUGUCGAGUAACGAAGACCGCCUGUCGGCUGAUAGCCCGCGCAAGAUCAUCCCAAAUUCUUCGCCGAAGCGCAAGACUGGGCAGGGCAGUGCACGCCCUUUGCCUCCACCAAUAAGCACGAGCUUCAGCUGUGCUGCCAACUCUACGCACGUACCAUCGCCGCAGAGAUCCCAAAGCGACCUUCCACGCUUGAAAUCGUCGUUCAGUCAGCUUUCGAUGAGCGGGCAUCUCAAAAAGCAGCAGACAAACCUUAGCUCGACGCCAACCACUUUGAAAAAGUCGCCCUUGCAAGGGUUCGGCUUCUUUUCCAGACCAGGGUCAAAGGAUAAUUUUGAUAACACACAACACCCUGCAAACAACGGACAGCAGGCUAAUAGCAUGAAUUCUCGGUCACUUUCACUGAACUCAUCGUCUUUGAAGAAUUUCGCGUCUUCUUUUCAACAGAAGGCGUCUAGUGGCAGAACAACUUCUCAGAAGCUCCCAGGCUCUUCGAGCUCGAUCUACGAAGGCAGUCACUACCAGGUUAACCCCCAAAACAAUACGGGUUUAGGAAUCAGAAGCAGAGAAUCAUCGGCCUCUUUGAAUAGCUCACAAACAAACAUAAAUCCAAGAAAGCUUGGAUCAACUCCCUCUUUGCAUUAUCAUCGGAGAAGUAGCGCUUCUUUGCACUCUAAACCAAUACUAAGCGCUACUUCGAUGAAGCGACCACAAGUGUAUCCUGCAAUGCUAUCCAGAGUUGCGACUAGGUUCAGAAAAUCAGUUCAGGUUGGUGAAUACAAGAAAGAUGGGCUCAUUUACCGAGACGCGUUUACCGGGCAACAGGCUGUCGACGUAAUCUGCUCCAUCAUAAGAACUUCUGAUCGAAAUCUGGCGCUGCUUCUAGGAAGAGCUCUGGAUGCCCAAAAGCUAUUCCAUGAUGUGGUUUAUGAACACAGACUGCGGGAUUCUCCCAACGAGGUCUACGAAUUUACUGGGAAUUCCCGUAUAAUUGGAGCUGGUGCAACUGGAAUGGUCCCGGCAUCAUCUCAAGACCCACUACUAAUGGGAUCCCAUCACAACCUAAUGUCAACCCAUCCCUCGAAAUCAACGUUAAACACAUCAGCAUCAACUAAUUCAGUCACUAGUGAAGGGUUUGGAAAGCAAGUGGACCCCGCGAAAAUGCAUCAAGUCAACGGUGUUUUCACCUUGCUAGCAGAAUGCUACGUUCCGACGUGCUCACGAAACAAGCUUUGUUACUCUAUAUCUUGCCCUCGUCGCCUUGAGCAGCAGGCAAGAUUGAAUCUGAAACCAAAUGGCGGCUUGAAGCGUAACAUAUCUAUGGCCGUUGAUGAUGAAGAGGAGGAGAAGCCAUCAUGGACAAGUUCUGUGCCCGAGGAAGUUUGGUCAUCGCUGCCCAAAAAAGAGAUCAAGCGCCAAGAGGCAAUCUACGAAGUUUACAUUACAGAGAAGAACUUUGUGAAGUCUCUUGAAAUCAUUAGAGACACAUUUAUGAAAUCCUUGGCGGAAACAAACAUUAUCGCUUCUGAUAUCCGAAAGAACUUCCUGAAGCAUGUUUUUGCCCACGUUAACGAUAUUUAUUCGGUGAAUCGACGCUUCUUGGAUGCUUUAAGCGAUAGACAAAAAUCUUCACCGAUCGUGGAUGGGAUCGGUGACAUUUUUUUGAGGUUCAUACCAUUUUUUGAGCCCUUUGUGAUGUAUGUUGCCUCUCGCCCGUACGCAAAGUACCUUAUAGAAACUCAGAGAUCUGUGAACCCUUACUUUGCAAGAUUUGAUGAGGAUCUCAUGAAUUCCUCUUUGAGACACGGUAUAGAUUCGUUUCUAUCCCAGGGUGUCUCUAGACCUGGCCGGUAUAUCCUUCUGGUCCGUGAAAUCAUCAAGUCCUCAGACUCAGAGAAGCACAAACGGGAUUUAGAAAAUAUGAACAAGGCCCUUGAAGCCCUUCGCGAAUUUAUGACCCGAAUUGACAGAGCCAGUGGAGCUUCUCAGGAUCGGCACGACAUUGAGCUUUUGAAACAGAAAAUCCUUUUCAAGAACGAGUACGUGAACCUGGGGCUCAAUGAUGGCAAGCGCAAAAUCAAGCAUGAGGGCGUCUUGUCACGGAAAGAGCUCACAAAAUCCGAUAACUCUUUUGGUGGUGAUAUCCAGUUUUACCUACUGGACAACAUGCUUCUGUUUUUAAAGGCAAAAGCAGUCAAUAAAUGGCAGCAGCACAAGGUUUUUCAACGGCCUAUUCCGCUCCCGCUUCUCUUCGCUUGUGCAGCAGAAGACAUGCCACCAAUAAGAAAGUAUAUUAACUCGUCACCAGAAUGCUCUAGUGGAAUCAUUUCAACCGAACACCACUACAGUAAUCCAAAAAACGCCAUAACGUUUUCUUACUUUGGUGCUAAACACAGGUAUCAAGUGACGCUGUACGCAGCGCAGUAUGCGGCUUUGCAAACCUUGCUGGAAAAGAUCAAGCAGGAGCAAGCUGCAUUGUUGGCGGCAAAUGACAUAUUCAACAUGACAAAGAUCAACAGCAGGUUUUUCGACUUCAAUAAUAAAAUUAAUAGCGUUGCCUCAUGCGACGGAGGCCGGAAGUUACUCAUUGCUACAAAUCAGGGAUUGUAUGUCAGUGACACCAAACAUGAAGCUGCCUCCGAGGGGCGUAAGCCUACCACAUACUUUGCGGCACCUGUGAAGAUCCUGCAUAAGACAAACAUUACACAGGUAGCCGUAUUGGAGGAGUUCCAGUCUGUUCUAUUGCUAGUGGACAAAAAGCUUUACAGCUGCCCUGUGGCUCUCUUUAAAGAGCCAAAAGAUGGCACGCAGUACUUCAAGAAGCAUGCCAAGGAGUUGGUGAACCAUGUCAACUUCUUCUCGGAAGGCGACUGCGAUGGCAAACGGCUCGUGGUGACGGCACACAGCUCAUCUCACUCGAUCAAGUAUUUCGAGCACGACCACCCAAUGCUGAUGGAGGGCAAGAAGAACAUGAAGAGAAAGAUUACGGAGAUCGUCUUCGAGUCGGAGCCUGUGUCCAUCUCGUUUCUCAGAACUAACUUAUGCAUUGGAUGCAAAAAGGGAUUCCAGAUCGUGUCUGUGUCGCAAAACGUGCACGAGCCGCUGCUGGACCCCGCGGACACAUCGCUGGAGUUUGCGCUGAAGGACGUCCUAAGGCCGCUCUCGAUCUACAGAGUCGGGGCAUCCAUGUUCCUACUGUGCUACUCCGAGUUUGCAUUUUUCGUGAACAGCCAAGGCUGGCGCAAGAAAGAGUCGUAUGUGAUCCACUGGGAAGGCGAGCCUCAAAAGUUUACCAUCUGGUACCCCUACAUAUUGGCAUUCGACCCCAGCUUCAUUGAGAUCCGCAAGAUCGACACGGGAGAGCUGGUGCGCUGCGUACUGGGAGAGAAGAUCCGGCUCCUGCAGGCCUCGUCGCAGCAGAUCCUGUACGCGUACGAAGACGAGUACGGCUACGACACUGUGAUGUCGCUCGACUUCUGGGGCAAGUGA